This is a messenger RNA of Habropoda laboriosa, 1167 nucleotides long. It is a transcript of the gene Poxn, whose product is annotated as paired box pox-neuro protein. NCBI's taxonomy places the organism in Eukaryota, Metazoa, Arthropoda, Insecta, Hymenoptera, Apidae. The record is from RefSeq and is a predicted model, not a curated record. The coding region runs from base 1 to 1167 and encodes 388 amino acids. Gene Ontology annotation, molecular function: DNA-binding transcription factor activity, RNA polymerase II-specific; RNA polymerase II cis-regulatory region sequence-specific DNA binding. The transcript has 5 exons. Gene Ontology annotation, biological process: anatomical structure development; regulation of transcription by RNA polymerase II.
AUGCCGCACACAGGUCAAGCGGGGGUUAAUCAAUUGGGUGGUGUGUUUGUUAACGGGAGGCCAUUGCCCGACUGUGUCCGACAAAGAAUCGUGCAACUCGCUUUGGUCGGUGUCAGACCUUGCGAUAUCUCGCGACAGCUUCUCGUCUCCCAUGGAUGCGUCUCAAAGAUCCUUACGAGAUUCUACGAAACGGGUAGCAUUCGACCAGGAAGCAUCGGAGGGAGCAAAACGAAGCAAGUGGCAACACCCACGGUCGUGAAGAAGAUCCUACGAAUGAAGCAAGAUCAACCGACGAUGUUCGCGUGGGAAAUUCGAGAGCAACUCGCGCGACAAGGCGCUUGCGAUCCUCAGAGUUUACCCUCUGUCUCCUCGGUAAAUCGGAUUCUCCGCGGUGGAGGACUUCACACCGAUCACACGGGGAUCGAGGGGGGUUCCCCGAGCACCUACGCCUCACAGGUUUCCUCGAACGCCGCAAAUAGAGACGCGCUCAUGAGAACGGAUUACCAAUUAUUUUAUCCGGGAACUCUGGGACCACUGCACAUUUCCACGACUUCCGGUAAUACCAGCGCGCCAUCUUGGAAUCCGAGCUUCUACUCGUCCCUCUAUCAGGCAACAACGCUCCACUUACAUCACGGAAUGCAGUCGUUCUCGUCGUUAGACGUGGAACGUCUUUCGGAGCAGAGUGGACCAACGAACCAGGUCGACCUGAAGUCCAGCUCGAGCUCGAUGGUAGGCAGCGACGAUUCCUUGGACAAGAGCGAUCUAGACGAGAACACGGAGUCCCAGGACCAUUACAAACCGUUCCAAAAUUCGCCGAUAAUCCUGGAGCUUGGCCAGAAGAUCGGCAGCGAUCGCAGCGCGUUCGUGAGACACAGCACAUCCGGUUCCUCCGGAAGUCUCGAGACCAGACAGAGUCCACCGCUUGUGAACGGUGACAAACAGAAGACGUCGUCUCCGCGGAUCUUAGAAACGGGAAACGAACAGAGCACAAUGGCCAAAGAAGCGGCGGUCGAAGGGAGACCGGCGCAACCUCAGAGGAAGAGAAACCCAUAUUCGAUAGAGGAGCUGUUGAAGAAAGACGAAGGCAAGAGCACCUCGAAGAGGCCGAAAUUGACGAACAUCGGCGUGGUUCAACCCUGUGGAAUCAUCCUGAGCAAAGAGAUCUGA